Corythoichthys intestinalis (scribbled pipefish) is the source of this 2267-nucleotide messenger RNA. RefSeq names its product KISS1 receptor a (gene kiss1ra). The transcript is spliced from 4 exons. The coding region runs from base 9 to 1475 and encodes 488 amino acids. Lineage: Eukaryota; Metazoa; Chordata; Actinopteri; Syngnathiformes; Syngnathidae. Gene Ontology annotation, molecular function: G protein-coupled peptide receptor activity. Gene Ontology annotation, biological process: neuropeptide signaling pathway. The record is from RefSeq and is a predicted model, not a curated record. Gene Ontology annotation, cellular component: plasma membrane.
UCUGAUGGAUGACACCUGGUGUAGUCCCAUCUUCUCUCGCUUUUAUUUUUCCAGACACACUUUUGAUCAAAUAUGAACUUUUACAGAAACGGCAUGGAUCACACGGCAUGAAUGGGAGGAGCGCCAUGUUUUUAAAAAUCGAUCUUCUCAGGAACUUGAUUGAGAUUUCCGUCCUCUCUCUGUCUGCGCACACCUUCUAUUUCUCCCCACUUGUUUUUUCACUUUUCACCAUCUUCAUUUCAAUAAUGCACCUCUCCUCUUCCUUGGAGAGGAACUCCACAGAGCCGAGCUUUUGGAUGAACAGCUCCGAGGCAAACUUCUCUCACGGGGGAAACGACUCCAGCGAGAGGGAGCAGAGGCAACGGUGGGAAGUGGCAGAGGAGGAAGACGGCGAUCAGCACCCGUUUCUUACAGAUGCCUGGUUGGUGCCACUUUUCUUCUCCCUCAUCAUGCUGGUGGGCUUGGUGGGCAACUCUCUGGUCAUAUACGUCAUCUCCAAGCACAGGCAGAUGAGGACAGCCACUAACUUUUACAUAGCAAACCUGGCCGCCACUGACAUCAUCUUUCUAGUGUGCUGCGUCCCCUUCACGGCCACCCUCUACCCACUGCCCGGAUGGAUCUUUGGCAACUUCCUGUGUAAAUUUGUGGCAUUCAUGCAGCAGGUGACUGUCCAAGCCACCUGCAUCACUCUGACAGCAAUGAGUGGGGACCGCUGCUACAUUACAAUUUACCCCCUGAAAUCGCUCCGUCACCGCACGCCCAGAGUAGCCAUGAUUGUCAGCGUGUGCAUUUGGAUCGGCUCCCUCAUCCUGUCCACACCGAUCCUGAUGUACCAGCGCAUCGAGGAAGGGUAUUGGUACGGUCCGAGGCAGUACUGCAUGGAGAGGUUCCCUUCCAAAAUUCACGAAAGGGCCUUUAUUCUCUACCAGUUCAUUGCCGCCUAUCUGCUACCCGUCUUCACCAUUUCCUUCUGCUAUGGUCUUAUGGUCAAGAGGGUUGGCCAACCUACUGUGGAGCCAGGAGAUAACAACUACCAGGUAUGGACCAGAUCCCCGGGAUUAUUUCAGGAAAAUCUGAUGCCUUGUCUUCCUCAGGUCAACCUUCUGUCCGAGAGAACCAUUAGCAUCAGGAGCAAGGUCUCUAAAAUGGUGGUAGUGAUUGUACUGCUCUUUGCCCUGUGCUGGGGUCCAAUCCAGAUUUUCGUCCUCUUCCAGUCCUUUAGCCCCGACUUCCGAGCUACGUACACCACUUACAAGAUCAAGACAUGGGCCAACUGCAUGUCUUACGCCAACUCCUCGGUUAACCCAAUUGUUUACGGCUUUAUGGGGGCUAGCUUUCAAAAGUCCUUCAGGAAGACAUUUCCCUUCCUGUACAGGCACAAGGUGAGGGACAGCAGCAUGGCAUCAAGGACGGCCAACGCCGAGAUCAAGUUUGUCGCGGCAGAGGAAGGCAACAACAAUAACGAUGCAAACUAAAGGAAUGCCAGAAGGUUAGAAGAGUUGAUACAACAACUGGCUGCUUUACAAAUGAGCUUUGAAAGCCAAAUGAAACCUAGUCAUUAAUUCAGAGGAUACUGGGAUCAUUUGCACAUGUUGUUCCCUUGCCCAAAUAGGCGGCGCUGGCACAUUUGGAUUUCAAUUUAGCAACUCUGUGCUGUUUCACGGUUGACUUCUUUGCAUUAGGAACAUCUCGAAAACUCUGAACUUCUGACAGCUGGCCAAUUGGAUAAUCGUGCCAAAUGGAAACUUUUUUCCCAAGGUUCCGAGCUGAGCGCCAGAAGUCAACAGCGUACGCUUUGUCAUUUGAUGUUCGUAAAAGAUUACGGGAUGUGUUAAUGGUGAAUUUUCAUCUCAGAUGUGCACAGAAAGAGACAAUCGUAAAUAUUCAUGCUUACGAUCACUUGUCACAGCAGAUUGAAUUUAAAAAGAACUUCUGACUUAAAGACUUAUAGGCUUUGAUAAGCCACAAUUCUUCUCUUUGACUAAAUAUGUUAUUAGAACACAUAAAAUAUUGCCAUUGUUUAAAUAAGUCUAUAAUAUUUAGUACAUGUUUUGACCUACGGAGGGCGCCAUGUUUUAUGCACGCAUUGGACGCUCGGGAUGAUGACAGUUUGUCACUGUCCCAAGACAAACAUUACCAGUUUACUGCGAUUCCUUCUACACGGCGAGACGUCCAACACAUGUGCACAACGGUUAAAAGCAACGACUACUUACUAUUUGUGAUUUAUUGAGUCUUUUAUUAGCUUUUCAUUGCCUCAAUAAACUGUU